Molecule: messenger RNA, 9589 nt
Organism: Cuculus canorus (common cuckoo)
Lineage: Eukaryota; Metazoa; Chordata; Aves; Cuculiformes; Cuculidae
Gene: SULF1
Product: sulfatase 1
Exons: 22
Coding region: 610-3972 (1120 amino acids)
Cellular component (GO): Golgi apparatus; cell surface; plasma membrane
Molecular function (GO): glycosaminoglycan binding; N-acetylglucosamine-6-sulfatase activity; calcium ion binding
Source: RefSeq, a predicted model, not a curated record
UGCUAAAGAGUUCUCAGCCUUAUAGUUUCUGCCCUUGUCUCUGCCUCCAGCUCCUUAAGAGCCACCCAGCCCCAGCGAUUGGAUUGGGCAGCCCGUCUUGACACACCACUGUGCUCAGUGCUUGAGGACGUGUUUCAACAGAUGGUUGGGGUUAGUGUGUGUCAUCACACUCGAGUGGGGAUUAGGGGAGAGAGGCAGCCUUGCUGGAGCUGUGUGGUCUUCCCCAAGUGUGAGCUGCAAGCAAAAGAAGAACUACCUAGCCUUGAGGGAGAAGAGGGAGGAAUCGUUUCCAGCAGCUCAGAGGGAAAAUUAAAACCCCACACUUUGUUCAGGGGGGAAAAAAGACUGAACUGAGAAAGAGUGGAAAAAUAAUGACAAUAUUUCUUUCUUGUAUUCGAAAAAGGUUUUGUUGAUAAUAAAUUCAGUGAGCAGGACAUACAGACUUCUGUUCAAUGCUAUGAAAAUUAACCAAGGCACAGGAAAAUCUUCAAAGGGCUCCUCCUACAGAUGUUCUGAACACGUCUUGCAAUUUUCUGCUGCACCCAGGUCUUGAAAACUACUGCUCAGGCACUUCUGCAUCAGUCUUUUCAUUAAAAUACUGGAACUACUAUGAAGUCUUCUUGGUUUGCACUCAUCUUGGCAAUGCUCAGUACUGAACUGCUAACAAGUCACUGUUCCACCAUCAAGUCCCAGAGGUUCAGAGGACGUGUGCAGCAGGAGCGAAAAAAUAUCAGACCAAAUAUCAUUCUUGUGCUCACAGAUGAUCAAGAUGUGGAGCUAGGAUCCUUGCAAGUGAUGAAUAAGACCAGACGGAUUAUGGAGAAUGGAGGGGCUUCUUUUAUCAAUGCAUUUGUAACCACCCCAAUGUGCUGCCCAUCGCGUUCCUCCAUGCUCACUGGGAAGUAUGUGCACAACCACAACAUAUACACCAACAAUGAAAACUGCUCUUCUCCCUCAUGGCAGGCUACUCAUGAGCCACGUACCUUUGCCGUGUAUCUCAAUAACACUGGAUAUAGAACAGCUUUUUUUGGGAAAUACCUCAAUGAGUACAAUGGCAGCUACAUCCCUCCUGGUUGGAGAGAGUGGGUUGGAUUAGUGAAGAACUCUCGCUUCUAUAAUUACACCAUUUCUCGCAAUGGUAACAAAGAGAAGCAUGGAUUUGAUUAUGCAAAGGACUACUUCACAGACCUAAUCACUAAUGAGAGCAUUAAUUACUUCAGAAUGUCUAAGAGGAUAUAUCCCCAUAGGCCCAUAAUGAUGGUCAUCAGCCAUGCUGCACCCCAUGGCCCCGAGGAUUCAGCACCACAGUUCUCAGAGCUCUACCCCAAUGCUUCACAGCAUAUCACUCCCAGUUAUAACUACGCACCAAACAUGGAUAAGCACUGGAUCAUGCAGUACACAGGGCCCAUGCUGCCUAUCCACAUGGAGUUUACAAAUGUCUUGCAGCGCAAAAGACUUCAGACCCUGAUGUCAGUUGAUGACUCUAUGGAAAGAUUAUACCAAAUGCUGUCAGAGAUGGGAGAACUGGAGAAUACCUACAUUAUUUACACUGCUGACCAUGGUUACCAUAUCGGGCAGUUUGGACUGGUCAAGGGGAAGUCAAUGCCGUAUGACUUCGAUAUUCGAGUUCCUUUCUUUAUUCGUGGUCCAAGCGUAGAACCAGGAUCAGUAGUGCCUCAAAUAGUUCUGAAUAUUGAUCUUGCUCCAACAAUUCUGGAUAUAGCAGGACUUGACACACCACCAGAUAUGGAUGGCAAAUCUGUCCUAAAGCUUCUCGAUUUGGAGAGACCAGGAAACAGGUUUCGAACAAACAAGAAGACCAAAAUUUGGCGUGACACAUUUCUGGUGGAAAGAGGCAAAUUUCUACGCAAGAAGGAGGAGCCCAACAAAAACACUCAGCAGUCUAAUCAACUACCAAAAUAUGAGAGAGUAAAAGAAUUAUGCCAACAAGCAAGAUACCAAACAGCGUGUGAACAACCAGGACAGAAGUGGCAGUGCACGGAGGAUGCUUCUGGCAAACUUCGAAUUCACAAGUGCAAGGUGUCUAGUGACAUACUUGCCAUCAGAAAAAGGACCCGCAGCAUACACUCCCGGGGAUACAGCGGUAAAGAGAAAGACUGCAAUUGUGGAGACACUGAUUACCGAAACAGCAGGACCCAAAGAAAAAAUCAAAGACAGUUCUUGAGACACCCUAGUGCACAAAAAUAUAAACCCCGAUUUGUUCACACUCGCCAAACUCGGUCCUUGUCUGUGGAAUUUGAAGGCGAAAUAUAUGACAUAAAUCUGGAAGAGGAAGAACUGCAGGUGUUAAAGAGCAAAAGUAUCACCAAGCGCCACAAUGCUGAAAAGGAGGAAGAAAGAAAGGAAAUCGAUGGAGCUGCCAGUGACGUAAUGAUUGCUGAUGGCACUGAUGCUAUAGGUCAACCCAACUCUGUCAGAGUGACGCACAAGUGUUUUAUUCUUCCAAAUGACACUAUUCACUGUGAGAGGGAGCUGUACCAAUCCGCCAGAGCCUGGAAGGACCACAAGGCUUACAUUGAUAAGGAGAUUGAAGCUCUUCAAGACAAAAUUAAGAAUUUGAGGGAAGUUAGGGGACACCUAAAAAGAAGAAAACCAGAUGAAUGUGAUUGUAGUAAACAGAGCUAUUACAACAAAGAGAAAGGUGUAAAGGCCCAAGAGAAACUCAAGAGCCAUCUUCAUCCCUUCAAAGAAGCAGCACAAGAAGUGGAUAGCAAACUGCAGCUCUUCAAAGAGAACCGGAGAAGGAAGAAGGAAAGGAAGGGGAAAAAGCGCCAGAAGAAAGGAGACGAGUGUAGCCUUCCUGGAUUGACAUGUUUUACCCACGACAACAACCACUGGCAAACAGCACCGUUCUGGAACUUGGGCUCUUUCUGUGCUUGCACAAGCUCAAAUAACAACACUUACUGGUGUUUGCGAACAGUUAAUGACACGCACAAUUUUCUCUUUUGUGAGUUUGCAACUGGCUUCUUGGAAUAUUUUGAUAUGAACACUGAUCCCUAUCAGCUGACAAAUACAGUGCACACAGUGGAGAGAGGCAUUUUGAAUCAAUUACACAUACAGUUAAUGGAACUGCGAAGUUGUCAAGGUUAUAAGCAGUGCAAUCCAAGACCAAAGGGACUUGAAACAGAGGACAGCUAUGGGAUGGAUGGGAAGGCUAAUCUGCCCAGUUUCACUGGUGACAUCAACUGGCAAGGACUGGAAGACUUGUACAGUGUGAAUGAAAGUGUAUAUGAAUACAGAUACAACUAUAGACUUAGUCUGGCUGACUGGACUAAUUACUUGAAGGAUGUAGAUAGAAUGUUUGCACUGCUGAACAGUUACUACCAGCAAAAUAAAACAGACAAGGGUAAUGCUGCUCGAAGCAGCGGGGAUGGGGGCAAAUCAUCCGUGCCGUUUAACUUGGUGGAAAUGACUUCUGCUGAAGAAUCGAGCGGCCUCCCUGCAGAAGAGCUGCAACUUAUUGUGCCAACAGACUUUGCAGCCCUCACUUUGAGCACAGUGAAUUUAAGUCAAGAGAAGAAACUUGAAUUAAACAAUGAUAUUCCUGAGAAAAGUAGUUUGAAUGACGCACACUGGAAAAAUACUCAUCAAGCUGAAAAAUGGAUGGAGGAUAAAGAGUCGGACCGUUUUGAUAUGGAUUUCAGUGGAAAUGGUUUGGUAGAGUUGGAAUCCCGGCAUAGUUUCAUGCUACAACCCAUCAGUAUUCCUCAAAAAGACACUCAUCAGGACAGUUAUGAUGUGGAAGAUAUAUUUGAAGAUCAAAUAUAUCUUCCUAUGAGGUCUGAUGAACCCCUUGUUCAUCAGGCUUUAAACACAUCCGUUAGGGAUCCAUCUAUUCGUGCCCAGAAAACAGGAACUUCCUUGAAAAAGACAGAAAAGAGUCUUGUAGGGGAAACUUCACAAAUCCUAAAUGUAGAGGGCAGUGCCUCAGCUCCACUCUCCUUGGAUUAGAUCAAGUUAUAAACCAUUAAAUCAGUUCUUCUUAGUAGCAAACUAAUAAAGGUAAUCAUGACAAGUGACAUUCCAUGUUUAUUGUAGAUAUGUUUGCAGCUAAACUGACCCCAGUUCAGUAUUUGUCUGUGUGCAUUUGUUUUAUUCACACGUACAUAUUUCCACAGUAAUUCUCCCAACAGGGAAGCAAGAUUUCCAGUGGGAUUUGGAUGAAAAGAAACAGUGUUAACUUUCAAAUACAGUAGCAGAUUCUCCAAAAGUUAAAAUUAUUUCUUUGACCAGGAUGUUCAAGAUACUUUUUCUGUUUCCGAAUGAUCCCACCAGGAAUGAAUGUUUCAGUCCACCCAAUCUGUCUGUAUGAAGUCUUUUUCAUAAAUUAUUUUAACCACUGGAAAUUCCUGAUGUCACACUUUUGAGUAAAAUGCACUUUUGAACUCCGUAUGCCAUACCAUUUAUGAAUCUAAGACCUUACGUGUUCUUAGUUUGCUCAUUGUCUCAUGUAACUGUGAAACAAUAAACAGAAUGAGAGGAAAGAGGUAAUCAGCAUGAUUGUGGAAACAGACACUUUGAAUAUUAUGUUAUCAAAAAUAUUGUACAUUUUUGUUACGUUGAUUUAAUUAAAUUUACUCUCAGAAAGGUAUGGCUAAUGAUUGUUAACUGUAGGAGGAUUUGCUUAAAUUGGAUUGUUUCCCUAUAUGUUGAUAUUGUCAGUAUUAAAAAUCCAUGAGGUUUUUUUGAGGUUUUUUUUUUUGCUGAUAUUCGUAGAAAGGUUUCCAUCAAUCCAUACGUGUUUCUGUCACCACAUCUGAUUUUUAUUAUCCUGAACAAUAUCUUGACAGCAUGAUUAUCAUUUUGAGACUUAAACUUUUUUUGUUUUGAACAGUCAUUAAAGGGAAUGAUAAAAUCAUGUUAGAUUUACAUUAUCUUAGAUACAAAAGGCACAUGACAUAAAAAAUAGUAGUUUAGAUAAUUUUUGUUGUUGUAUUCUAAAUUUUUUCUUGAAUUUACCAAACAUUAAAUUUUAUUAAGUAUAAUACAAAAAUGACUUUGAAAUCUGUAUUACUCAAAACUUAAUAUCUUCCCUUGCUUUUUUAUACAUUUCUAAAUAAUUAGCACAACAACAACAGCAGGGAAUUACCUCAAAACAGAUGUAAUUCCAUAGUGUCCAAUUCACAGGUGUGUUUCCUAUCUGUUACAUGUUAUUUAGUGUAGUAAUUAUUUUUUGGCUAUUGCAAGCACUGCAGGUUAAACUUACAUUCGUCGCGUUGUAUUCUAAGCUGAAACUUUUUUUAAAGGAGGUUCUUUUAGUAGGAUUUUAAUAAUUUUAAGAAGCCGUCUUUUUGAUGGACUUUGUACAUAUGUUAAAAUUACUAGCUCUUUGUCUGAUGUAUGUGUCAUGGGCUGAUUGAUAGAAAAGCGUAUUUAUGGUCAUGAAUGAUGCUAUUUGUACAUAGGUUUUAAGUUACUAGGAUACAGACUGUGUUUUUAAAACUUGUAUAAUAUUUCUGUGAUACUUUUAUAGAACAAUUCUGGCUUCAGGAAAGUCUAGAAGCAAUAUUUCUUGAAAUAAAAAGUGUUUUACUUUACCUGCUUCGUAGAAGUCCAGAUGAUCCAGUUUUCCUCCUAAUUGAGAUUUAUUUUAAAAAUAUGUUAAUAGUUGCAGUUUUUUAAGAAUCCAUCCACAUUUAAAGCAAUGGGUGAUUAAAUAAUACGCCACCUUCUGUUAGUUAUAAAUUAUUCCUGGAGAUUGUGAAUAAUAUAUAUUUUUUUGUUUAAGACAUGCUGUGAUUUUUCUUUUAAUUCCCAAUUCAUCCGAUCCUUUUUUCCUUGGAGUCAAUGCACCGAGCUGCACAACCAGAGGUUCCCAGAAGUAACAUGAUGUUACAUGGUGCCAUCCCCUGCUUGCUGCUUUCCCUUCUCCCUGCAAAGCUCUCCCUGUGACAGCAAAGUACAGCAGACUGGAUGCACAGGGCUUAACAAGAAUGGACCACAGCUCUCUAGUCAGGAGCAGUGCCUUCUCACACAAGUCUUCAUGAAAGGAAAUUUAGCUUCUUCAACAGUUGUCUCCUUCUACACAGUCCUUGGGCACCAGUGCUCCUGCAGACCUGAACUUACAAGUGAUGUUUGUGGGAAUCGGGAAAAGGGAUCAAGCUAUGUGUUCAAAAUGCAGUCAUUGCAAUGCCAGAUAGACCCCUGAGAGACAGCUAUCCAUGGAAAACACACUGGCAAACACAAGAUAUGUUUCAAACCUGGGUGCAGAGCAGGCUGAGACAGCAAGUUUGGGAGGACUUUAAGGACAAAGGGAAGUUGAAGCAAAGUCCUUACAACUGUCUCACAUCUUUGUGCAGGGAAUUAUCCAGCACCAACCAUGUGCCAUCCCUUCUAUUAAAGUACACUUCUUUGAAAGAACCAAACCAGAUGUUUUCUUCUCUCUUACUGCUUGGGGAGAGAUAGAGAAGGGAAUGACUCUAUAGUGUGGUCCAUCCAUUCAUCCCACCUGUCCUUCCUUGUUAUGUGAGAACUUAAAACUACUCAGGGAAUGGAAGAGAUAGCAUCUCCCUUAGCUUCAAAGUGAUCAACCUUCCUUCUUCCAGCACACUGCCCAGUCUUCUAAACUAUCUGAAGCUUAUCGAGUGCACUGUCUUCUAAAGGUGAGAGCCUUUUUUACAGCUCUCUCAUAGGAGUGUGGAGGAAAAAAAAUACAAGAGACUCAUUCUGUAGCCAAGUACAGGGAACAAUGAUGUCUGAUGAGCCACACAACAGUGCCUCUCCUUGGCCUCUGCACCACCCCACUGUGCUUCCAACGCCUGCCAAGGCAGCUCAUUUAUUCAGUUUCCAACUGAAUCAAUGAUACCCUUGAUGUGCUAGAAAUCUAUGGAUGAUAAUUUAAUCCGAAGCACAUUCCUUGGUUUAACAGUCUUAGUCUUGGACAUCGGUGACAUUGAGAGUGAUCUGCAAGAUGUUUUUUCUGUGUGGUUUUGUGUAUUGAAAUUAAAGAGAUAAGUCUUAUUUUGAACUUGAAAAUCAGAGAAGAUCCAAAUCCCACAGAUUUCUCUGCCAUCCAUGAGCUGCUCCUCCCUGGUCGUGCACAUCGUCUGAAAGCACACUGCUGGCUGAAGACUAUAAUCUGGUAGGUGGUGUGCACCUGGUAGGUGUUGUGCACACCACCACAGUUUCUGACUGUGGUGUGAAACCAAAUGAACUUGUAUACCUCAGAAAGGCAAACUACGUCCCUGAAUCAAUGCGGCUUCAGCUGCCUUGUGGCAUUUGGUCAUUGGGGGAGGGGGGAGGGGGCUUGUGGUAUUCACAAUACACCAAGAAGUGAGGAAGUUUCAUAGAAACAAGUUACAGCUAAUCCAGCCAUGAAAAAUGCUCUACCAUCAAAACACUUCAAGUAUAAAGGCUCGCUAAUGAAACAUGCCUAGAAAAAUAUAUUCAACUUCAGCCUGCUGUUGUUUUGAUCUUGAAAGACCGGGCUGCCUUGGGACAGAAUUUCCAUCCAAGUAUACACCUAUACUUUUAAAUCAAAGUGAGUCCAGAGAGUAGAAAACCUCGCUCCAACACAAAACUGUUUGAACAAGGUCACACCCACACUGCUAAACCAGGUGGGAUCCAUCCACCUUAUGUAGCUCUUAGCCCUGGGUCUCCCCUUGGCUCUGUGCUGAUGUUCCUGUGGGCCCAAAAAAUAACUUCCAUUUGUUUACAUUUUUAAAUGUCUGUGGUAACACAGGGCCUGUUGUGACCACCAGAGCCCUUACGGUGUGGGACUGCUCUGUGUGCUGCAGCUCGCAUGGGGACGCAGGGCUGCCUGACGCACACAGCCUGUGCUGUUGGGUGGCUGUGGGAACCAAACCUGGCUCAGCCGCUUCUGACACGUGGGAGCUCUUAGCCCUUCCCUGCAAACCACAGAGAGAGGCUGUUGGUGUAGUUCAAAUCAGAGUCAAGGAGUAAACUAAGCACUAAGCUGUGUGGAUUUCAGGAGUCCAGUCCUUGGGUUCGUGCCCUGGCCCUCUUGUAUGGAUGCACUUAGACUUGUAUCCUAUGUAUUUUUUCCAACUGUCAAUAUCUACUUUAAACAAAUUCAUAUUUCUUAGUAUAUAACUAAUAUCAAUCAAAUUUACUACUAGAGCAAAUGGUGGAAUUUCAGUUUAUUUCUGCAUGACCAAUACUUAGUUGUGAUUCGGUGGUCACUGAAUUCAGUGGAGAGGUGUGUUUUUGUCUGAGUACUCACUAAAAGACCAAAUAAUUAAUCAACUGAUCCAGAACGAUUGCACAGCAACCCACAUACGUUUUUGUCACUUUCUUUUUUUUGUUGUUAGAAAUAAAACACACUUGAUAUGCUACUUUUUAUUUCCAAAUAUCAAGUAUUCAAGAGUUUGUUUUGUAAACACAUGUUUACAACAGAUGCUGACAAUAGAAUUCAUUAAAUGAUGUGUUACACAGCUUUAAAAUUAUUCUAAGCUCUGCUGAGAAAUAAAUAUCAAUUAAAAAUACCCAUACAGGAGCCUAAAGCUGGCAAAACAAACCGCAUAAACCAAUUAGUCUCUUUUUUACCACAGCACAGCACCCACACACUCAUACGGUCAGACAUACUCUAUGCAUUUCUUUAAUACUCUACACAUUUGCUUAAUAAUGAGUUUUUAAAAAACUAAACAGUUACAGGCAGUGUCCCCACUCCUAACAUACUACCCAGGCUGAUGCUGUUCUGCUUAAAUAAUUUGGUAGAGGUAUGCACUGCAACCAUGGGCAAAACUCCAGUUUGCUCAGCUGGGGAAAAAAGCAGGUCUUCUUUAAGGAAAGCCUUCACCCAACCAUGGAAAUCUCAAAAAAAUUUGUAAUUUUGUUGCUGUUUUGAAACUUCCCUCCAUGUUUUCAAAUACGGCAUUUUUUAAAGAGGUAAAAUUUCUGACCAAUCAGUCAGAGGUGUACCUCUUAGUGCUGUUUAGGAUGCAGAGGCCGCCUCUACAUGAGCACCCCAGGCACAAGGACACAAAAUAAUUACCUUUCAGAAUUCAAAACGGAAGGGAAAAAAGUAGUCUGCAAGAUUUUGAAACCAAACACGUCUGUUUUAAACUACAGCUCACUUUAAAGUUGAGCAGAUUUGGCCUUUUUGCAUUCCUAGAGGUAGAAUUUGCUCUUAUUCUACACCUUUAUUUCUGGUAUUCCAUGGAAAAACAUUAAUAUUUCAGAUCUGAAUCCUCAAUUUAAUUCAAAUGCUUACUAAAGUCAUUUUGUUAAGGGGUCCCAGAAUUUAGCCCAGUGUUUCUUGUCAUUACUACAGAAUUUGGUUUUAGCCUCUGCUUAAGCAAAGCCACUAAAUAAAGCAACAUGCUACAGCAGGAUGAAUGCAUCCUACAUGAGAUUUCUGUGGUCUGUAUAGCAUUUACCUUAGCUGUUAGUGCUGGGCCAAAUCCUAUACCACCUCCUGAAAUAUCUUUCCCACAGAAGAGCUAGGUAGGAACUAGCCCACCGGGAAUUACAAACACUGUCUUCACUGGAGCAGUCCAGACUUUAAGAAGAAAAGCACAUGCAGUUUCAUCAUUGACAUGCCUUGAAUAUGUCACUUAAGUCAUACUGAAUACAUCAUAAAAUAUUUCAGUACCUAUUAGCACCAGAG